AUGUCGAAGCCUUUUACGAAAGGAUCUCUGUGUGAAGUUAAAGCAGCAGCAGAGUUGUUUCCAUACGAGUUUCAAGUAUAUCAAGAUGGUCGUCUCAUAGCUACGUUUGGCGAAGCAUUAAAUGGAAUUAAAAGACUCAGUUUUAAUGGAGACUAUAACGAUGGUCAUUAUGAAGUUUUAGUUCCAUUAUUUCAACCCAUAAACAUCGAUGAUGCUCAAAUACCAAACAAUAUUAAUGACAAUCAUGAAUCGACAAACGAGAACAUUCCAAAUUCGCCUCUUGCUCAAUUAGCUUCUAAUACUUUUCUAUUGAGUUGUGAUGAAUCUAUUUCAGAAAAUAAAACAGUUAUACAAUCAAAGCGCGGAACAAAACGAAGAAAAAAAUUUUCCGGCACGAUAAGAACUAAACAACUGAGAGAAGCUGCUUCAAAAUAUGCGGAAAAUCAUAGAGAAGUUAAUAGAGAGUCGGUUAAAAGAUACGCCAAAAGUCAUCCUAAAGUUAAACCUAAAUUAUUGCCUUGGAAUUCUAAACAUUUAUCCGGUUUUAAGUACAAUAGUAAAAUAAAUUAUUCUAAUGACAAAAUUGUCAAUUUCGGUCCACAUUUUCCUUGCCCUUGGUGUCGUGUCCUGAAAUGGAAGGAUGAGACUCAAGGGAUGUGCUGCAGUAGUGGUAAAGUCCAACUUUCAGAAAUUAGCCCCAAUCCUGAACCUUUACACAGUUUAUUGACUCAUCAGGAUCCGCUGUCGGAUCAUUUUCUAAUGAAUGCCCGUAAGUAUAAUGGGUGUUUCCAAAUGACAUCUUUUGGGGCCAAAGAGGUAAGAGAAGGAAAUUUUCUGCCAACUUUCAAAGUUCAAGGACAGGUUUAUCAUAGAAUAGGCAGCUUGAUACCUGACCCUAACCAGAAGCCUUUUUUUCUUCAAAUAUACUUCGUUAGUGAUGAAAAUCAUGAAAAAACCAUUCGUUGUGGUAUUUACCCUGGCGUUUAUCCCGAAUUAGUUCAUCAACUGCAGGUAUUGCUCCAUGAGCAUAACAAAUAUAUUCGGGAUUUUAAGGCAGCAGUAGAUUCAAUUCCUAAGAAUCAAAAAGACUUCAAAAUUAUCAUUAAUGCUGAUAGAAAACCGGCUAAAGAACAUAAAGGUCGUUAUAAUGCUCCUCAGGCAAAAGAAGUUGCAGUUCUUAUUGUUGGACAACAUUUUGAAAAAAGAGAUAUUGUUCUCCAAAGUAGAAACAAUACAUUGAUGCGAAUCAGUGAAACACAACGAUCAUAUGAUGCUUUACAAUAUCCUUUGAUGUUCUGUUAUGGAGAAGAUGGCUAUCACAUUAAUAUAUCUAAACGUGACGUGACGAAUAAAUUACCUCUUAAUAAAACAGUAUCUGCUUCAGAAUUUUACAGCUUUCGAAUUAUGGAACGUGAGGGUGAAUUGACAUGUAUGCAAAAAUUGAAACAAAGGCUUUACUGGAUCCGUAACAACCAAAAAACAUUGAGAAGUGAGGAAUACGUUCACUUAAAAGACGCUUUAUCGAACAAUGAUAAUGAAUUAUCAACGGUAGGCAAAAUGGUUAUGUUACCUUCUUCUCUCACUGGAGGACCCCGUUAUAUGCAUGAGCGAACUCAGGAUGCAAUGACAUAUGUGCGUCAUUAUGGACGGCCAGAUUUAUUUAUCACAUUCACCUGUAAUCCUAAGUGGCCGGAAAUAACAGAGCUUUUGAGUAAAGCUCAACAUUCUCAUGACAGACAUGACAUCAUAGCGAGGGUUUUUAAAGUGAAAGUAAAACAUAUGAUGAAACUUCUUACUGUAGGUCGUAUUUUUGGUGACACAAGAUGUUACAUGUACACAAUAGAAUGGCAAAAACGUGGACUUCCUCAUGUUCAUAUUCUAUUGUGGUUAGAAGAGAAAAUACGACCAGAGUCUAUUGAUCAAAUUAUCUGCGCUGAAUUAUCUGAUCCAAAUAAAGAUCCAGAUCUUUAUCAAGUUAUUAAGACAACCAUGGUUCACGGUCCAUGUGGAUCUUUCAAUUCAAAGUCACCCUGUAUGGUUGAUGGUAAGUGUGCAAAAAAAUACCCAAAGGUAUUUUUGAAAGAAACAGAGACAGGAGAAGAUGGAUAUCCCAAGUAUCGUAGGCGAUCUCCAGCAGACGGUGAAAGAACGUUCAAACUCAACGGAGUUGAAAUCAAUAACCGAUGGAUAGUACCGUACAAUCCCGUUCUGUCCCAUACAUUCGGAACUCAUAUUAAUAUCGAGAUUUGUAACUCUGUAAAAUCUAUAAAAUACAUCUGUAAGUAUGUAAAUAAGGGAUCUGACCAAGCAGAAUUCACCGUUGAGGAUUUUGAUGAGGUGAAGAAGUAUCAGGCAGGACGUUACAUCAGUAGCUGUGAAUUAGUAUGGCGAAUAUUUCGUUUUCCUAUUCAUGACAGGUUUCCUCCGGUGAUGCAUUUUAUUGUACAUCUUGAAAACGGCCAAAGGAUUUAUUUCACAGAGAAAGAUGUGGUUGAUAAAUUCCAGCUUAUUACGUAUAGAAAAAUAACCACUGAAAGAAGGAAAAAAGGUAAAGAUGUUCCAGGUUAUUUAGGAAUUAAAAAAGAUCACGUUUUAGGUAGAGUUUAUACCGUGCAUCCCGGAAAUACUGAAUGUUAUCAUCUGCGUCUUCUCUUACAUGAGAUUCGAGGUCCGACAUCAUUUUCUGCUUUAAAAACUGUUGAUGGAGUAAUUCAUCCAACAUUUCAAGCAGCAUGUAGAACACUUGGUCUCCUUGAAGAUGAUGCUAAUUGGGAUCACACUUUGAAAGAAGCUUACAUAUCUGAUUCUCCAUAUAAGAUCCGUGAGUUGUUUGCCAUUAUAUUAUUCGGUCUCAACUCUCCAUCACGAAAUGAAGGAUAUAUUAUCACCAAUCGUCAAUAUCUAAGUGAAUUGGCUUAUGAUACCACCUAUUUAGCUACAGUUGUAGCAGAAAAUGUUCCUAAAUUAAAUGUAGAACAGAAACAAGUCUACAGUGAAAUUUUAAAUUCGAUUGCUUCUGAUUCUGGGCAGUUAUAUUUUCUAGAUGCUCCAGGUGGCACUGGAAAAACGCUUUUAAUUAAUUUGCUGCUCGCAAAAAUAAGGAGGGAGAAAAAUAUCGCUGUGGCCGUUGAUUCUUCAGGAUUUGCUGCGAUUUUAAUAGAUCGAGGUAAAACAGCUCACUCGGCAUUCAAAUUACCGCUUAAUUUAUGUUGUUCUGAGUAUCCGCUUUGUAACAUCUCUAAACAGAGUGAUAUGGCUCAUGUGUUGCGAGAAGCGAAAAUUAUUAUCUGGGACGAGUGCACUAUGGCUCACAAAAAAGGUAUUGAAGCUUUAAACAGAACGCUCAAAGACAUUAGAAGUUGCGACCGAACAAUGGGUGGAGUAAUUGUUCUCUUGGCUGGUGACUUCAGACAAACUUUACCUGUUGUACCGCGAGGAACACGGGCAGAUGAAGUUAAAGCCUGUAUUAAGUCAUCAAUUUUAUGGCCUUCGGUCAAAGUUCUGUCUUUAACUAUAAAUAUGCGUGCCCAUCUUCAGUCAAACUUAAAAGCAGAGGAGUUUUCGAAAAUAUUGAUUGAUAUAGGAAAUGGCAGUAUUACGGAAGAAAAUGGAAGAAUAAAGUUGUCCUGUAUCGAUUGUGAAAUUGUCCCAGACUUAAUAACCUUAACUAACAAAGUAUACCCAAAUAUUGAUAAAGCUGGUAACAAUUGCAGUUCAUGGUUAAAAGAAAGAACUAUUCUUACGCCAACAAAUGAACAAGCCAAUUAUAUUAACAAUUUUUUGUUGGAAAAAAUAUCAACUGAGCAAACAGAGUAUGAAUCGGUGGAUACAGUAACAGAAGACGACGAUGCUGUACAGUACCCUGUCGAGUUCCUUCAUACUCUUAAUCCACCAGGAAUACCUCCUCAUAUUCUUCAUAUUAAGAGUGGCGCUCCAAUAAUGUUGCUACGUAAUUUAAAUCCUCCAAAAUUAUGCAAUGGAACUAGGCUUCAGGUUCAAAUCUUACAUAAAAAUGUUAUUGAGGCCAUGAUUAUCACAGGAAAAAAUGAAGGAGAAACCGUCUUCAUUCCUAGAAUUCCUCUAAUUCCAUCAGAUUACCACUUUGCAUUUAAACGUCUGCAAUUUCCAAUGAAAGCUUGUUAUACCAUGACAAUUAAUAAGGCACAAGGGCAGAGUUUAAAGAUAGCUGGUAUUGAUUUAAGGAAUGAUUGUUUUUCUCAUGGUCAACUUUAUGUGGCAUUCUCAAGAAAGGACAAAAAACAAGAAAUAUAG
Messenger RNA from Cotesia glomerata, 4272 nucleotides. RefSeq lists its product as uncharacterized. The record is from RefSeq and is a predicted model, not a curated record. NCBI's taxonomy places the organism in Eukaryota, Metazoa, Arthropoda, Insecta, Hymenoptera, Braconidae. The coding region runs from base 1 to 4272 and encodes 1423 amino acids. Gene Ontology annotation, biological process: telomere maintenance; DNA repair. Gene Ontology annotation, molecular function: DNA helicase activity. The transcript has 5 exons.